AAGAAACCUCCCGCCCCGUCCGUUGUUGCGGUUGAAGAGAGGCGGGAAGCCAACGUGAACCUUUUCAACCUUCUCACACAACAACGCUCGCGUCUUGGCGUCUUUCUUUCUUUCUUUCUUUCUUUCUUUCUUUCUGGUUGUGAAGAUGGUGCGGACAAAAGCGGACAGCGUCCCCGGAUCUUACAGGAAAGCUGUCGCAGCUUCUGCACCCAGGAAGUCUCUGGGCUCCAGCGCGCCCAACGCCGCGUCGUCUUCCACCUCCGGUCAGGCGACCACUCCCGCAAAGAACAAGUACGCCGGAGGGAAUCCCGUGUGCCUUCGGCCCACGCCCACCUGGCAGAAGGGCAUCGGGGACUUCUUCGGCGGUCCCGGAAGGAAGCCGGAGAAGGAGAACCGGAAGCCCGGCGAGGAACACGAGGCGGACGACCGAGAGGCCGGCGGCAGCGGCGUGUCCGAGACCGGCAAGAAGUCCAGGCCGCUGCCAGCCGAGGAAGAGGACGACGAAUGAAUUUGAAAUGUAAAUGUGUACAUAAUUGUUUGUAUAGUUCAUGACUAAGAUGUUUUUGUUCUUAAAUUGGAAUGUUUUGCAUGUUUCCACUGCUCCGUAUGUUUUGGCAAUAAAAAGAAAUGACUUAUUUGCACUGCU
Phyllopteryx taeniolatus (common seadragon) is the source of this 646-nucleotide messenger RNA. RefSeq names its product PCNA clamp associated factor (gene pclaf). Gene Ontology annotation, molecular function: chromatin binding. The record is from RefSeq and is a predicted model, not a curated record. Gene Ontology annotation, biological process: regulation of cell cycle; translesion synthesis. The transcript is spliced from 4 exons. Bases 146 to 508 code for a protein of 120 amino acids. Gene Ontology annotation, cellular component: nucleus. NCBI's taxonomy places the organism in Eukaryota, Metazoa, Chordata, Actinopteri, Syngnathiformes, Syngnathidae.